Molecule: messenger RNA, 3250 nt
Organism: Archocentrus centrarchus (flier cichlid)
Lineage: Eukaryota; Metazoa; Chordata; Actinopteri; Cichliformes; Cichlidae
Gene: rbfox1l
Product: RNA binding fox-1 homolog 1, like
Exons: 12
Coding region: 296-1447 (383 amino acids)
Biological process (GO): nervous system development; regulation of alternative mRNA splicing, via spliceosome
Cellular component (GO): nucleus; cytoplasm
Molecular function (GO): mRNA binding
Source: RefSeq, a predicted model, not a curated record
UUCACUGCUUUAAAUCCCAUCUUUUCCGGGUGUUUUAGGGACUUCCCCUGUAUUUUCUUGCUCGACUUACUUUGGGGGUGAAGCAAAAGUUUUUUUUUUCCUUCUUCUUCCCCUCUCACCUUCUUGGAUAGUUUGUUUCUUAUAGUUGGGAUUUUUCCUCCUUUUUGUUUUUUGUUUCCUGCCUGAUUGCCUGCUUUCCUGUGGGCACAUCAACCCUUCCUUUCCCCCUGCUCUCCUUUUCCUUUUCCUCCCAUCUUCCUCCGUUCCUCGUCUCCUCGUGUGUGGUUUUUGGGCUAUGCUCUCCUCACCCACUGUGAUCCUCCAGCCUUAUGGACUCCCUGUCUAUCCACAGGCAACCACAUGCUACCCCAGCAUAGUUCAGGGGGCCCCCACUCAGGAGGCCGGCCCAGGCAGCGGAGACCCUGCCCUGCCUCAGGUCUACGCCCCGCCUCCCUCUUACCCCCCACCAGGUCAAGGUCCCCCAACAUCUGCCAGCAGAUUGCCAACUCUCGACUUUAGUUCUGCACAUCCCAAUACAGAGUACCCAGAACAUCCGCAACUCAGAGUCUAUCAGGGCCCUCAACAUGAUGGGGCCGACUCUCUGACAUCUAGUAACACGGAGGACACAUUGGCCCCUGUGACCUCUGACCCCCAGUCUCUCAGUGUGUCCGUGUCAUCAGGGGGUGGGGCAGGAAGUGGUAGCGAGGAAGAGGGGUCAGGUAAGACCCAACCGAAACGCCUCCAUGUCUCAAACAUCCCUUUUCGCUUUAGAGACCCAGACCUCCGCCAGAUGUUUGGGCAAUUUGGAAAGAUCCUUGAUGUAGAGAUUAUCUUCAAUGAGAGGGGGUCAAAGGGCUUUGGAUUUGUCACUUUCGAGAAUGCUGCCGAGGCUGACCGAGCAAGGGAAAAGCUGAAUGGGACAAUCGUGGAGGGGAGAAAGAUUGAGGUUAAUAAUGCCACUGCAAGAGUAGUUACCAAGAAACCCCAAACACCUCUUGUGAACGGUGAAAUUUCAACUUCUGGGUGGAAGAUCAACCCUGUCAUGGGGGCCAUGUAUGCACCUGAACUCUAUACAGUUGCCAGUUUUCCAUACCCUGUAGCGACUCCCACGCUGGCCUACCGGGGAUCAGCGCUGCGUGGUCGGGGUCGAGCCGUCUACAACACAAUUCGCUCUACUGCAGCCACACCUGCCACUGUACCUACCUACCCUGGGGUUGUGUAUCAGGAUGGACUGUAUGGAGCAGAAGUCUAUGGUGGAUACCCUGCAGCUUACAGAGUGGCUCAAUCAGCAUCUGCUGCCACAGCGACCUACAGUGAUGGAUAUGGACGGGUUUACGCCACAGCUCCAGACCCCUAUCACCACUCAGUUGGACCAACAACAACAUAUGGGGUUGGUACAAUGGCUAGUUUGUACAGAGGAGGAUACAACCGCUUCACCCCCUAUUAAGGCUCAGUGAAGGGCAGGGUAUGGGGGGGGGGCAUCUCUGUUGAACUUUGGGACUGGCUGAUCCACGGACACUGCAGGGCAGAUUACAAGCUCCUUAAACAACCUUGGAAAUGUGGGACACAUGGUGUUACGUCCUGUCUCCAUCACAACCUCUCCUCGAGAGACUAAACAGACUGAAGUUUGAAAUACUGUACGACCCAUCUACCAUCCGCUCAGCUGGAGAACACUUAGCACAUGGGAGAGGCUGUUGUGUAAUUUAUAGACAGUUAAUUGAAACUUUUAAUGGUUCUUUAGAAUUUUAAGAAGGGAUAGCUGAGUUAAAAAAAAAUACUGUGAGAUUCUUGUGACUAAUUAUUAAGGAUUUUUGCAAACUGUACAAACCCCCCCCCAUUUUGUACAAUGUUAAAUUACUUAUUUUUGUUGGCUUUAUCUUACUGUUUUGUGUGUGUGCGUGCGUGCGUGCGUGCAUGCAUGCAUGCGUGCGUGCGUGUGAGUGGGAACAUGUGAGUUUACACAUCAAUAUUGUUCAGUUACUCAGUGGACUGAGAGACAGCUGUGACACUGAUAUCGCAACUACAAACAUAGAAAUCAUGUUUAUGAGCUGGAAUUUGUCUUUUUGCAUUUCUAACAAUCUACCUCUCAAUCUACAUCUUUAGCUUUUCCUACAGCGGUUACAGUUAAUCCUUGAUUGCAGUAGCUUGAGUCCUUUCCUCUCCAUAAAGGCCAAACACAGUGUAGUUUCUCUUUCUGUGGCUUCACUUCUCACUACCUGCUGAGCUUCGAUGACCUCUUCUCCCACCUCUAAGCUGCAGUCGGUAGCUUUUACUGUCCUGUAUUUUCUCCCUCUGUCCUCCUUCGUUACUGCUAAAUGACUUCUUUACUCAUACCAAUGAGUUCUUCUUGACUUUGUUUCAUUCUUUUCGCUUUGUUUGAUGUUUACCUCUGAAUAAAUCUGAUUUUCCUCUCCUCUUCUGUUUUUUUUAUUGAUUCUGCUUCUCCUUUCGCACUGGAUUUAUCUGUUGUGGCAACAUGACCUACAUGUGUGUAUUUGACAUCUGAUGUCAAGUGAAAAUCACUCCUUUAGUUGUGAUGACCUCAUCCCACCACACCCAGUCCCAGUAGGCUGUACAUAGGCAAUUCUAUAGAAAAUGAAAAACUUUUCUCCUCUUUGUGUGAUUUCAUUGCUUACUACAUUGUUGCAUCACUCCCUCAUCCCCCCCCCAGUCACACUCUGCGUCUGUUUAUGCUGUACAUAUAUGAAAACUACUCUGGGCCUCUCUUCUACUAUUUCCUGCACUAAUCUUCUAAAUUGUUUGCUUUGCUCUUUCCUAGUUUCACCCUGUCUGAGAUUAGUAAUGCAUUUUAAUCUUUUCUGUUUAUUAACUCUUUUGUGUUUUUAAUGUUCUCUUCUUGCCUGCAACUUAUUAUGCAACUCCUUGACUUCAAUCUAGUCUGUUUCCUCUUAUUUUCUUACAUAAUUCUGAGCUGUUUUGCUUCUGCCCUUUCUUUCCUUAGUAGUAGUUUUAUUUUUCCUUCUUGCCUAUUUUCUUGACACCUUUAAACUGCAUGAACUGUCCACUGCCAUUCUUUCCUUAGCUCUUUGCAUGGUGAACUUAUUCUUCACUUUCUAGAUGUUUUUCCUUUCACACUAUCUUUAUUUUCCAGCUGUUCUCAAGGAUUAUUUACCUCAUCGUAAAAACUAUCAAGUUGCAUGAAGGAACAUUGCACCAUUGUGUUCAGUAAUCCAGCUGAUCUUUACAAUGAACUGUUCACACACAACUGAAUUCCUCUUUGUGCUCCACU